UCACACACUGAGAGAGAGCAAGUGAUGGAAGACAAACUGAGUCUCUGACGCGCGUAACGCUCACCUGCUGAUAUUUCCACUGACUCUUUUGUGAUUUCAUUUUUUAAUUUUUUCCACAUUUUUCUUUCUAUCAAGAAUUAUAAUAAUAAAAAAAUCUAUCACAUACUCCAACAGAAGUGGAGUUUAAGCAAUCUCAGUUUCCAUGUUGCCUAUAAUUAGUAUUUUGAGAAGCUGCGCACCGGUUGUCCAGGAUGUCCAGCAGGAUUGGAGUCAUGGAGACACUGGAGGACUGAUGCGCCUUUUGCCAACAUGCCUGUUAACUGGAAUAUAACUUUUUCCCGGCGGUCCUAUGGAAUAUAGUCCGAUUUUACACAAUCUACAUGUUGUGCCAUCAUCACCCCACGUGAAAAACAAACUGUUUGUGUUCUGCAUAAUGCUGUCCCUCUGGGUGUACAUGAUUUAUUGCUGUGUUGGCUACUGCUCCACGGUGCCAAACCUGUCGACCUACAGCUCCUCUGUGCGCAACGACUCUGAGGUGGACAACCAGGAGUCCUCUGUCUCUGUGGGUUCGUCCAGGGACUUACUGAAUAACGAGAACGACUUGGACAGCAGAGGAGACGAGUGGGCGCUGGAUGAUGAUAAUGCCAUGUCAGGUUUCCUCAAUGAGUCUGAGAGUAAGAAGUUGCCUCAGGCCAUCAUCAUCGGGGUGAAGAAAGGAGGAACCCGGGCUCUGCUGGAGUUCCUGCGGCUGCAUCCGGACAUCAGGGCGGUGGGAGCAGAGCCGCACUUCUUCGACCGAAACUACGACAAGGGACUGGAGUGGUACAGGGAAUUGAUGCCCAAGUCAUCAGAGGGCCAGUUGACCAUGGAGAAGACCCCCAGCUACUACGUCACCAAGGAGGUCCCCGCAAGAAUCUACACCAUGUCUAAAGACACAAAGCUGAUUGUAGUGGUUCGGGAUCCCGUCACCCGGGCCAUCUCAGACUACACCCAGACUCGCUCCAAGAAGCCGGACAUCCCGUCCUUCGAGAGCCUGACCUUUAAGAACAUGUCGGCAGGUCUGAUUGACACCACGUGGAGCGCCGUUCAAAUUGGCAUGUACGCCAAGCACCUCGAGCGCUGGCUCCAGUAUUUCCCCGCGGAGCAGCUGCUGUUUGUCAGCGGAGAGCGUCUGAUCAGUGACCCCGCAGGAGAGAUGGCUCGCGUCCAGGACUUCCUCGGAGUCAGGAGGGUGGUGACGGAGAAGCAUUUCCACUUUAACCCGGCGAAGGGCUUCCCCUGCCUUAAGAGACCCGAGGGGAACAGCAAGCCACACUGCCUGGGCAAAACCAAAGGCAGGACCCAUCCUAAUAUUGACCCAGAGGUGGUGCAGAGGCUACGGGACUUCUAUAAACCCUUUAAUAGCAAGUUUUACCAGAUGACUGGUCAUGACUUUGGCUGGGACUGAGAGACAGACUCAUGCUGGUCUGUGUAUUUCACUCUGGACAUAUUGUUGUAUGUACAGUAUUUGGUGGAUGUGUAAAAAGUUCAGAAGUCUAUUUUAUGAUAAUUUAUUGUUAUGAUAUUAACUCACUAAGCUGCCUAACCGGGUUUAUUCAUGAUCCACAACAAACUUAAUGUUCCAGUUUUAAUUCUCAUCGAGUACGUUCUUAUAAAAGCACAAUGUUUUUUACGGGUA
This is a messenger RNA of Sebastes umbrosus (honeycomb rockfish), 1678 nucleotides long. It is a transcript of the gene hs3st3b1a, whose product is annotated as heparan sulfate (glucosamine) 3-O-sulfotransferase 3B1a. Bases 350 to 1447 code for a protein of 365 amino acids. NCBI's taxonomy places the organism in Eukaryota, Metazoa, Chordata, Actinopteri, Perciformes, Sebastidae. The record is from RefSeq and is a predicted model, not a curated record. The transcript is spliced from 2 exons. Gene Ontology annotation, molecular function: [heparan sulfate]-glucosamine 3-sulfotransferase activity.